UGACGACCAUGCAGAUGCGCAUAUCGUAUGUACCGUACAGUAGAAACGGGAAGGAGAUCUCAUCAACAGAAAAAAUAAAUGAAGACAUGUGGAUUUUUGAAGUCGAGUCGAGCUGCACACUCGUGUCACCGAUACUCGCGCCCAUUCCGGUGGAAUAGGCGCUCCCCAGCUCAACGCCAGCCUUCAGCUCAAUACACAACGUCGGAAAAAAUGGUAGAAAUCUACCACCCAGCAGCGCUGCCGGUUGACCAAGCCAGCUUGUUUGCCGUACGGCUGUACGACAGUAAAACCAGCCACGCUGGCUUCUUGUACGAUGGAUUAUACAGGGGUAGGUGACGUGGCUGGAAAAUACUGCGCACCAAAAACGCCGGGCAUCCCCCACACCAUCAGAUAUAUGCUCGAUUUCACUGAUUGCC
Molecule: messenger RNA, 416 nt
Organism: Periconia digitata
Lineage: Eukaryota; Fungi; Ascomycota; Dothideomycetes; Pleosporales; Periconiaceae
Source: the annotation of a GenBank genome assembly